Molecule: messenger RNA, 780 nt
Organism: Entrophospora candida
Lineage: Eukaryota; Fungi; Glomeromycota; Glomeromycetes; Entrophosporales; Entrophosporaceae
Source: the annotation of a GenBank genome assembly
AUGAAAACGCAAUACAAACAAGCUGCCACCAAUACUAGUAGUAUUCCAAGACCAAAUCAACGAUUCAAUCACACCAACAUCACUAAUCCUAAUCAUUCUAACGCUAGUACAACAAUUGACAAUGAUGUUGCCAGAUCUUCAGCAGUUGCUACCAAAACUACCAUUGAUACCGCUAAUACUAAAACAAAUAAUAACAUUGUGACUGCUAAUAGUUCUUCUUUUGCUGGUCCAGCAGCCAAUCCAACUUUGAAUAAUAAUAAUAAUCAUCUUCUUAAAAAGAAAACUCUACCAACUUCAAAACUACCAGAACCACCAUCAAAACGGGCAAAUUUUAAUAAUAAUAAAGAAAAGGCAGUUAUUACCACUAGCCCAAACAAGAAUCACAAGCUCAAAAAUAUUGAUGAUCUUAGAAGUAACAACGAGGAAGAGUUGCUAGCAGUAACACAUGAAUUGGAAAUCAAUAAUAAUAAAUUGGUUGAAUUACAAAGAAUUCUUAAAAGUCAAGAAGAAGAGGCUAGAAAAUUAAAACGACGGAAGGAGACAUUAGAUAAUGAAUUAAAUGUAGUCAGGAUGGUGGCAAAAGCAAUAAAUAUGGAUAAACAAGAAGUUCAGUUGGAAAUGAGUCAGUUGAAAGAAAGAUUAUCGAUAGCGAAUAAAACUUUUGAAGAUCAGGAUAAAAUGGUUGAUGAACUGAAGGAAAAAUUAGAGAACAGCAAAACGACAUGUGAAGAAAUGAAAAAAUCAACAAAACGAUAUGUGAAGAAAUGGAAAAAUCAAUAA